AUGGAGGAAGACGAUUACGUGCUUGUAUGCCUGGACGAUUUCCAAGAUGAUUCGAUUGACUCCGACCCGAAAUAUCUCAACGAUGUCAAUGAUUCCAUCGAAAAGAAUUCAGACCAGUUGUGGCUGAUCAACAAAAAGAUACACGAUAACCCGGAGCUCGGAUAUGAGGAGCACAAGGCUCACGCGCUAUUGACGAAGUUUUUGAAAUCCAAGAAGGGCUGGGAGGUCACGACUUCUGCCUACGGGAUGGAGACGGCAUGGGUGGCGGUUUACGACAGUGGUGAAAGCGGUCCGGUGGUAUCGUUGAACGUUGAGAUGGACGCUCUGCCCAAAAUGGGCCAUGCAUGCGGGCACAACCUCAUCGCAACUGCAUCAUUGGCCGGCGGCCUGGCAACGGCUGAGCUGAUACAGCAGCACCAGCUCAAAGGAAAGGUCGUUCUCUUUGGCACACCAGCAGAAGAAGGGGGAGGCGGCAAGAUCCGCUUACUCGAAGCGGGAGCGUAUCGAGACCAUGAGGUUGAUAUAUCUCUAAUUUCCCACCCGGGCGUCCUACACGAUAGUGCACUUGUUCAUACGACGGGUUACACCCGAUUCAAAGUCGAAUACUUUGGCCGUGAGGCACACGCGGCUACCAGCCCUUGGUUAGGAAUAAAUGCGCUUGACGCGUUGGUGAUUGCAUAUAAUGGGCUUUCUGUACUUCGCCAGCAAACAAUGCCAGGUGAUAUCAUCCAAGGCUACAUUACCGACGGCGGAUCGGCGCCACAGAUCAUUCCCGCAUACGCUGCUGGGACUUUUGUCGUGCGUGCAAACUCUCCUUCGCGUCUUCACACCCCUUCCCGCCUCCGAGAGUUGCGCAGAAAAGUCGAAGCCUGUUUCCGAGCCGGAGCGGAAGCGACAGGGGCCGAACUUAAGAUCACUGUCGAGGAGGCCUACGCCGAACACGUCCCGAACCGAGUACUGGCCGCAUCAUACGCAAAGUAUUGGAACGCGCUAGACCCGCCACAUCCAGGCUCGAUAGAUCGAGAAAUCCAUAUCAGUGCGAGUACAGACCAGGGCGAUGUCAGCCACGCCAUACCAAGCUUAAACGCGAGUUUCUCUAUCGAGCCCGGGCCGGGUGGCCAAGGGCCGCACAGCCCCGGCUUCGAGAAAGCAUCCGGGACAAAAGACGCUUUCCAGAGGUGUUUGAGGACGGGGAAAGCACUAGCUGGGACAGCGGUGGAUAUACUCACAACGCAGGGUUUGCUAGAGAAAGUCGUAGUUCAAUGGAAGAAGGAUAUGGAGCAGUCUCGAUAG
Diaporthe amygdali is the source of this 1293-nucleotide messenger RNA. RefSeq lists its product as uncharacterized. The coding region runs from base 1 to 1293 and encodes 430 amino acids. The record is from RefSeq and is a predicted model, not a curated record. Lineage: Eukaryota; Fungi; Ascomycota; Sordariomycetes; Diaporthales; Diaporthaceae. Gene Ontology annotation, molecular function: dipeptidase activity. The transcript is spliced from 2 exons.